UCAAAUAUUAUCACUAAAUUCAAACAAUUUUAUAUUUUUAAAAUAAAUUUUACUGUUACAAAAGUUUUAUGAAUAUACUCACGAUGAUGAUAUCAAUGAGGUACAUUAUUUUAAGUGUAUGGUUCGCAAGUGUUUCUUGUUAUAAAUUUAAAAACUUCAAUUUACCAUUAGAAGACACUCCAAUUACACACACAGAUAUGGCUCAACUUUUUCAAUUUUGUUAUGCAAAUAAAUCAAAUCCUAUAAUCAUCACUGAAAACUUGGCAAAGACAUUGCACAGAAAGUUAGCCGAUUCAAUAAAGGCACCUGUCAUUAUCAUCAACGAUGAAUUCAUAUCAAAAGACAUUCAACUGUACUAUCCAACCUAUCCAAUGUAUAUUUUAUCAAUGACGACUCAAAUGGAACUGGAUGCUCUUUUGAGCAAGCUCAUGAGUUCACCCUUCUGGAGUAUUCAAUCAGCGUUUUUCGUGAUAGUCGAAUCUGUAAAAUCAUGUGAAAAGGAUUCUAUUGGAGUUUUGGGACUACUAUGGCGGUAUGAAAUGUUAUCAUGUGUCGUGGUGUGCUCUAGUACCGGCACUGAAACUACUCUCUAUACUUACAAUCCUUUCACGAAACGAGCUCCCGAUCCUUGGAUUGAAAUUAAGAAAAAUUGGUUUGACCACCAUCAACGUCCAGUGACCUUCUACAAGCAAAUUUUCACUAACGAUCAUAACAUAUGUGCGAAUCUCACUUUUGAUAAAACUAAGGUUCUUGAUGGUUAUCCUGCAAAAAUAGCCACAACAGAAGCCCAAUUGACACAAUUAACUUUUUUUGAAGUAUUUACUUCUUUGAACAUGACUCCGCAAAUGACUGACUUCGGAAGUGAUCUUUUAUUACUCGUUUUAUCAAUAUUAAAUAAUACACAAGACACUAGCACAAUUACGUUUGCUGAUUAUGUAACUCAAUUUGAUGACGUGUUGCCCGUGAUUUUCGAAACUUCUUAUGUCAUAGUAACACAAAAGCGAAGUUUUCUACCAGUUUUUUAUGAAAUUGAAAGUGUGUUCGAUAUUAAUGGGGCUAUAGGAAUAAUAAUUAUUCUUCUUCUAAUUACCGUCCUGAUUAUAUUGCACAAUGGGUAUCAAGUCAGAUUGGCUAUUCUGGAUGUCUUGAAGCUGUUGAUGAGUAUGGGGAUAGGUACACCUCUUGAUCGACUCGCUAUGAAAUUAACCUUCUUCACUGCUUUUUUGUUCGUUUUUAUAUUUGGACCUGCGCUUGAGGGACAAAUAUUCGCCUCACUUACUCGCCCGCCAUCUCAGAACGUGGAGUCCUUUAAGGACUUGUAUGAUCAAAAGUACCACGUAUAUUAUAUUGAAGCGCUCCAUAAUAGUAUAUUAGAAGAGGAAUUAUGGAAAACUGAAGAGGAAAUGAAAUAUUUACAUCCCCGUCCACUCCCUUUUUACCCAUUAGAAUGUUUGGAACUAAUGAUGCAAUAUCCUGACGUUGCGUGUAUUUUUGAAGAGUCUUUCAUGUUAUAUUGGAGUAGGAAAAUUCAUUUUCACGCGUCCAAAAGAUUUGUGUUUAAAAAGAAUAAUUUCUAUCAUUAUCGAUUAGAUUGGUCCCUGGGCAAACGAUUUUAUCAGAGAUUAUUAAAAUUUGAAGAAUUAGGUAUCUCAAAACGUGACAUGUUAGUGGACGUACCGAUUGCAUCAAACAAAAUGAAAAUUGCAAAAAGAAAAGAAAAAAUGUUAGAUCAUCACAUAAUUGACGCUGAAGAUUUGACAAACUUAUAUAUAUUUAUGGCAUUUUUUCAGCUUUUGGCAGUCAUCAUAUUUGGUAUUGAACAUAUUGUUGCAUAUUAUCGCCGUCAAAGACGAUAGAAAUGAAAGUUCGAUAACAUUCAAAAAAUCAGUAUUGUGAAAAAUAAUCAUGCGAGACUUAAUGAAUUUGAUUAUGAUAGAACAAUUAAUAUCAGAAUUUUCAAUCACGUUAAAUUGUUUUUUUAAGUUAUUUGAGUUUUCGAGGUUAACAAUGAGAGUUAAUCGUAUUUUAUCACAAAGAAAUGAAUAUUUUAGUGAAGCACGAUAUGAUUAAAUUGUGUAAGUUUUGACCAUUCUUUUACUUUUUAAACAUGAAUUAGUGAAAUUAGUGAAUAUUCACCAAUUCCAAGUGCAAACCGAACCACUAAUUUCCAAAAGUGGUUCGGUUGGCACUCAGAAUUAGUGCAUAUUCACUUAUUUCACUUAUUUACGUUUUGAGAGCAAGUAAUUUAUUUAUUCAAGCAAUGAAUCUUAGUUUAUAAGUUAUGUCUAACGGUCAAUUACUACUUCAAAUAUUCAAAUACAUAACAAUUUGUAAUUGAAAAAAAUUAAAUUUCAAAAUAUUAUGAUUGAUUAAUAAAAACAACAAAUA
Microplitis mediator is the source of this 2388-nucleotide messenger RNA. RefSeq lists its product as uncharacterized. The record is from RefSeq and is a predicted model, not a curated record. The coding region runs from base 69 to 1856 and encodes 595 amino acids. The transcript has 3 exons. NCBI's taxonomy places the organism in Eukaryota, Metazoa, Arthropoda, Insecta, Hymenoptera, Braconidae.